Messenger RNA from Bicyclus anynana (squinting bush brown), 2053 nucleotides. RefSeq names its product translation factor GUF1 homolog, mitochondrial (gene waw). Gene Ontology annotation, molecular function: GTP binding; mitochondrial ribosome binding; GTPase activity. The transcript is spliced from 11 exons. Bases 90 to 2012 code for a protein of 640 amino acids. The record is from RefSeq and is a predicted model, not a curated record. Gene Ontology annotation, cellular component: mitochondrion. NCBI's taxonomy places the organism in Eukaryota, Metazoa, Arthropoda, Insecta, Lepidoptera, Nymphalidae. Gene Ontology annotation, biological process: positive regulation of translation.
AUCAGCUUUCUUCAUCUAACGCUGUGUGUUUUAGAAAACACAUAAUAUUUAGAUUUUGUACAUGUGCAAAAAUAUUAAAAUAAGUGAAAAUGGUGACAAUUAUAAAUAAAAUAUGGAGUUUUAAUUCAUCUGCUUACAAUAUUAGAAUAUUUUCUAGAAGAUCAUUUAGACGCGCUUACGGUACAAAUAUUGAUGACAAAUCAAUAGACAUCUCAAGAAUAAGGAAUUUCAGCAUUGUGGCUCAUGUUGAUCAUGGUAAAAGCACCCUAGCUGAUAGGUUACUUGAGUUAACAGGAGUUAUAAAACCGGGAAAUGAAACCAGCCAAGUUUUGGAUCAAUUACAGGUGGAGAGAGAAAGAGGAAUCACUGUUAAGGCUGUAACAGCGUCGUUAAAUUACAAAUACAAUAAGAAAGAUUAUCUUUUAAACCUUAUUGACACUCCUGGUCAUGUUGAUUUCUCCAAUGAGGUUGUCCGUAGUGUGAAAGCAUGCCAAGGAGUAAUAUUCCUAGUAGAUGCCAACGAAGGUGUCCAAGCCCAGUCAGUUGCUGUUCACUCACUAGCCAAAAGGAACAACUUAGUAAUAAUACCAACACUAAAUAAAGUUGAUUUGCCUCGUGCAGACCCAGAAAACACAAAGGCCCAGUUAAAAUCACUUUUUAAUAUUGCCCCAGAUACAGUCUUAAGUAUAUCUGCAAAAAAAGGAUGGGGAGUCAAGGAGUUGUUAGAAGCUGUUAUUACAAGAAUACCUCCACCGAAUGUAGAUUUAAACGAGCAUUUUCGAGCAACAAUAAUAGAUACUUGGCAUGAUAAAUAUAGAGGAGUAUUGUGCUUGGCAUAUAUUGAGUCAGGAUCAAUACAAGUUGGACAGACAGUGAAAUGGAGAUCGGAUUUGAAGCAGCAAACUCUGAAGUAUUUGGCACUGUUACGACCAAGCGAGGAACCUAUUGAAAAGGCUGUAGCAGGGCAAGUAGUAAUGGUAGGUUGUGGACCUAAAGGAGGUGGAUCCGUAGGCGACGAAUUGUUGUCUCUAGCAUCAGCUGAAACAACGAAAGUAGCAUCUGCUCCUACAGUCAAACACAUGGUCUACGCUGGUAUAUUCCCCGCGGAUCAGUCUCAGCACACACAGCUCAGCGAUGCUAUAAAAAAAUUAGCUUUGAAUGAUUCAGCUGUGAGUGUCAGUAUAGAUUCCAGUCCAGCUUUAGGCCAAGGCUGGCGGAUUGGUUUCCUUGGCCUCCUACAUCUGGAUGUGUUCACACAACGCCUAUUGCAAGAACACAAGGCUGAAGCCAUACUGACAGCCCCAUCUGUGCCGUAUAAAAUUAAAGUGAUGGGUGCAAAAACGAUAAAACAGUUCAAAGGGGAAGAAGCUAUCAUCACGAAUCCCUUGCAACUGCCUGAUCCCAAUAAUAUUGUUGAGUAUUACGAGCCAUUCGUCAUAGGUACAAUUAUAACGCCAGUAGAAUACAUCGGCGCUGUGAACACUCUAUGCGUGGACCGUCGGGGAACCCCUCGCCCUUCCAGCGCGGUGGAUGAGAAGAUGAUGAUGUUGCAGUACAUCCUGCCGCUAUCAGAAGUCGUUGUGGACUUCCACGACACACUGAAGGGUUUGACCUCCGGAUUCGCCAGCUUUGACUAUCAGGAUUACGGGUUUCAUCCGAGCUCUUUAGUUAGAAUGGAUAUACUAAUAAAUGGUGUCCUAGUGGAUGAAUUGACGACAAUAGUCCACACCAGCCGUUUAGAAUACAACGCCAGAAAUAUGACAGCGAAGCUCAAGGAAAUGAUACCAAGACAGAUGGUGCAGGUUGCCAUCCAAGCGGUUGUUUCCGGCAAAGUAUAUUCUCGGGAAACGCUGAAAGCGUAUAGGAAAGAUGUCACCGCUAAACUUUAUGGUGGUGAUGUGACGCGACGAAAAAAACUAUUAAAGCAGCAGGCGGACGGAAAGAAGAAGAUGCGUAGUGUUGCCAACAUCAAAAUACCGAGAAACACGUUUAUAGAUGUACUAAAAAGAUAGUAGGUUAAUAUUUGACUAAGUAAAAACUAUUAGUUUAUCAA